This is a messenger RNA of Acanthochromis polyacanthus (spiny chromis), 1044 nucleotides long. RefSeq names its product filaggrin-2-like. The transcript has 8 exons. Bases 54 to 986 code for a protein of 310 amino acids. NCBI's taxonomy places the organism in Eukaryota, Metazoa, Chordata, Actinopteri, Pomacentridae. The record is from RefSeq and is a predicted model, not a curated record.
ACGAGACACUUGCUGACACGCCACGCACACGCCAGGCUGUACACGCCAGGCACAUGCCAGGCUGUACUCGUAGCACACGUCAAGUCAUACACAUAGCACACGCCAGGUCAUACACGCAGCACACGCCAGGUCAUACACGCAGCACACGUCAGGUCAUACACGCAGCACACGUCAGGUCAUACACACAGCACACGUCAGGUCAUACACGCAGCACACGUCAGGUCACACACAGGUCAUACACGCAGCACACGUCAAGUCAUACACGCAGCACACGUCAGGUCAUACACGCAGCACACGUCAGCUCUUACACGCAGCACACGUCAGCUCUUACACGCAGCACACGUCAGCUCUUACACGCAGCACACGUCAGGUCACGUCAAGUCAUACACAUAGCACACGUCAAGUCAUACACACAGCACACGUCAGCUCUUACACGCAGCACACGUCAGCUCUUACACGCAGCACACGUCAGGUCACGUCAAGUCAUACACAUAGCACACGUCAAGUCAUACACGCAGCACACGUCAGGUCAUACACGCAGCACACGUCAGGUCAUACACGCAGCACACGUCAGGUCAUACACGCAGCACACGUCAGCUCUUACACGCAGCACACGUCAGCUCUUACACGCAGCACACGUCAGGUCACGUCAAGUCAUACACAUAGCACACGUCAGCUCUUACACGCAGCACACGUCAGCUCUUACACGCAGCACACGUCAGGUCACGUCAAGUCAUACACAUAGCACACGUCAGGUCAUACACAGGUCAUACACGCAGCACAUGUCAAGUCAUACACAUAGCACACGUCAGGUCAUACACAUAGCACACGUCAGGUCAUACACGCAGCACACGUCAGGUCAUACACAUAGCACACGUCAGGUCAUACACAUAGCACACGUCAGGUCAUACACGCAGCACACGUCAGGUCAUACACAUAGCCCACGUCAGGUCAUACACGCAGCACACGUCAGGUCAUACACAUAACACACGUCAGGUCAUACACACAGCACAUGUCAAGUCAUACACACAGCACAUGUCAAGU